Closterium sp. Yama58-4 is the source of this 3126-nucleotide messenger RNA. The record is from the annotation of a GenBank genome assembly. Lineage: Eukaryota; Viridiplantae; Streptophyta; Zygnematophyceae; Desmidiales; Closteriaceae.
AUGAUGCUCGGAGGGACCAGAUUGAGGGACAUGAUCCGGAAUGUCCGCGCAUGUAAAACAGCGGCCGAGGAGCGAGGGGUGAUCGCGAAGGAAUGCGCGAAUCUACGGACAGCGUUCAAGGAGAACGACAUCGAGUACCGGCACCGCAACGUGGCGAAGCUCAUGUUCAUCCACAUGCUCGGCUACCCCACGCACUUCGGCCAGAUGGAGUGCCUCAAGCUCAUCGCGUCGCCGGGGUUCCCGGAGAAGCGCAUCGGGUAUCUGGGGCUCAUGGUUCUGCUGGACGAGCGCCAGGAGGUGCUCAUGCUCGUCACCAACUCCCUCAAAAAAUUCGUGAAUGGUUCUCGCACAACAGGUGUGCAUGCAGUCGAAUGGCCUCACGUCCUCCUUUUUCUGGAUCCAGUACGCGAUCGCGGGUCGCUCUCUCCCCUCUCCAACGACCUCGCAUCCUCCUCCCUUUUCUCCUCCUGCUCCCAUUAUCCGUCCUUCUCCUCUUCCCCCCUCUCUCCCGACCCCUUUCCACCCCGGUCCCGCAGCGACCUGAACCACACGAACCAGUUCAUAAUCGGGCUGGCGCUGUGCGCGCUGGGCAACAUCUGCUCCAGCGAGAUGGCGCGCGACCUCGCGCCCGAGGUGGAGCGCCUGCUCAACAGCAACAACUCCUACAUCCGCAAAAAGGUCAUUCCGCAAGUUCUGCCUGCACGACCAUUGGGGAUCCAUGCGUGCAGUCGAGACUGGUUGCUGUACCCCAUGGACUCACUGACGCCGCUCACCCGUCCUCCGCUCGAAUCACCACUGACCGACACUCAAUCCUUGCUGCCGCACCCAUCCCUUCUCCCUUUCCCCUCCCCCUCCCCAUCCCUCCACCAUUCUUGCGCGCGUGCAGGCGGCGCUGUGUUCGGUGCGCAUCAUCCGCAAGGUGCCGGCGACUUAGCGGAGUACCUGCUGGGGCCGGCGUCGGGGCUGCUGCAGGACAAGCACCACGGCGUGCUGCUGUCGGGCACCAAACUCGCCAUCCAGCUCUGCGACACGCACCCCCCCGCCCUUGAUUACUUCCGCAAGCAAGUGCCGACGCUGGUGCGCAUUCUGAAGAACCUGGUGGUGAGCGGGUACGCGCCUGAGUAUGACGUGGGCGGCAUCACGGACCCCUUUCUGCAGAUCCGCGUGCUGCGCCUGCUCCGACUGCUCGGCAAGGGCGACCCAGACGCCAGCGACAUCAUGAGCGACAUCCUUGCUCAGGUAGCAACGAACACGGAGGCGAACAAGAACACGGGCAACGCGAUUCUGUACGAGUGUGUGCACACCAUCUUUGGCGUGGAGGCCAUUGGUGGCCUGCGUGUGCUCGCCAUCAACAUCCUCGGCCGCUUCCUCGCCAACCGUGACAACAACAUCCGGUACGUGGCGUUGAACACGCUGAUCAAGGUGGUAGCGGUGGACACACAGGCCGUGCAGCGCCACCGCAACACCAUCGUCGAAUGCGUCAAGGAUUCGGACAUUUCCAUCAGGAGGAGGGCGUUGGAGCUGGUGUGUGCGCUGGUGAACGAGGGCAAUCUCAAGGCGCUCACACGCGAGCUGCUGGACUACCUGCGCGCCGCUGACUCUGACUUCAAGCCCGACCUCACCUCCAAGAUCUGCGCCCUCGUGCAACGGUACGCGCCCAGCAAGCUGUACCAUGUGGAGAUCAUGCUGCGAGUCAUGACCGAGGCAGGGGAGUAUGUAACAGAUGACGUGAUCCGCUUCCUGGUGGUGCUCAUCAGCAACGCACCUGAGCUGCAGGGCUUCGCAGUGCGCUCAUUCUUCCAUGCCAUGCGCUCCUGGAAGGGCCAGGAGAGUCUAGGAGUGGUGACGGUGUGGUGUCUGGGCGAGUACGGGGAGAUGCUCGUCAACAACACCGGGCUUCUGCAGGGCGAAACGCCCCUCCAGGUGGCGGAGGCAGAGGUGGUGCAGAUGCUGGAGGGCAUAAUGAAGGACACACGCGCCACGCCCACCCUCAAGGCCUACGUCCUCGUUGCUCUCCUCAAGCUCUCCUGCCGCUUCCCCUCCUGCUCCCAGCGCAUAAAGUGGUUGGAGGAGCAGCACCGGCACAGCCUGGUGUUGGAGCUGCAGCAGCGCUCAGUGGAGUUCAGUGCCGUGCUCGCCCGCCACGACAAGAUCAAAGCCACGUUGGCAGACAAGAUGCCAGCACUGGAUGAGGUGGCGUACCGCUCCAAGCGCGCUGACCUGGCGCCCGACGCAGCGGCGCGGGCAGCAACGCCAACAGGGCAACCAUCAGCCAAUGGCGCGGCGGCAGCAGGCGGGGCGGUGGGGGGAGUGCGGGCAGCAGCAGCACCCCAGGCGCAGGCGCAGGUGCUAGCAGACCUGCUUGACCUCACAGCUGAUGACUCCUCUGCUGCCCCUGCUGCCGCUGCCGCUGCCCCCGCUGCUGCUGCUGGAGGGCUGCUGGAUCUGCUGGGAGGAGUCAGAGCACCGGCUGCUGUUGCCGCUUCUGCGCCUGCACCAGGCGGGGCAGACCUGCUAUUGGACCUGCUCUCCCUCGGAGAUGCACCGGCACCCCCAGCAGCAGCAGCAGCACCUGCCGCCAUGCCAGCUGCAGCCAUAGACCCACUAGCAGGCCUCAUGGGCGGAGCAGCACCAACCCUCAUCACCCCCACAUCAGCACCAGCACCCUUCGCCCCAGCUGCCGCAGCAGCAGCAGCAGCGGUGGAUCCGUUUGGAGGCUUUGCAGCGGCGCCGGCAGCAGCACCGGCAGCAGCGGCGGCGCCGGCGUUCCCGGGGAUAGUGGCGUUGGAGAGCCGAGGGCUGCGCAUCACGUUUGAGUUUGCCAAGGACCCUGCUGCACCGCAGAGCACCACCAUCAGUGCCACCUACACCAACUCCUCGCCCUCGCCCCUCACUGACUUUGUCUUCCAAGCCGCCGUGCCCAAGUUCAUGCAACUGCAGCUGGAGGCAGCAUCAGGGGCCGUGGUGCCGGCCAGCAACAGCGGCAGCGUGACACAGACCAUGCGCAUCACCAACACCCUGCAUGGCCAGAAGCCACUGGUGAUGAAGUUGAGGGUGUCAUACAAGGUGGCAGGGCAGGAUGUCUUGGAGCAAGGCCAGGUCAACAACUUCCCCGCCGGCUUGUAA